AUGAACAAGAUCUUGACUUCGAAGUUGUCCCUCUUGAACAUGCCACGUAGGGCUUACUCGGGGAAUCCUGAGAUAUACAACACCAUUUUUGACCACUAUGUAAAGCCAGGCAAACACAGAGUGGUAGGAGCUUGGCUCCUAGCAGUCUCUGCCUCUGUCUUUGGCAUAAUCACCAUCGGUGGGUAUACCAGACUCUCCAAGUCUGGUCUUUCCAUGGUGAAAUGGAAGCCUCAUGGGGGCUGGCUUCCCUCCACACAAGAGCAAUGGGAGCAAGAAUUUGAAGAGUACAAGGAAUACCCUGAAUACAAGGUCACUAACAAGGACAUUGAUGUAGAGUACUUUAAGAAAAUCUACUUCGUUGAGUGGUUCCAUAGAAUGAUCGGCAGAGGAAUCGGAGUCAUAUUCACAGGCCCAAUGGUCUAUUUCUGGGCAAGAGGCUAUUUUAGGUACAGAAUGAAAAUGAUAUCAACAGUCUUACUCGGUCUAGGAGCCUUACAAGGAGGUAUUGGGUGGUGGAUGGUCAAGAGUGGCCUUGUGGAUAAGACAAAGACAAAUGAGGUAGACAAAACACCUAGAGUAUCUCCCUAUAGACUCAGUGUCCAUGCAGGGUUUGCAUAUGCUAUUUAUGGUAUAUCUAUUUGGAAUGCAUUCACUCUUCUCAGAAGACCUCAAGAAGACUUUAUUACUCUCAAAAAUUUAGUUGAUCACAACCUUAUGAGACACAAAAUAAGAGCUGCAGGCUUAUUGUUGACCGCAGUUUAUCUCACAGGAUUCCUCGUUGCUGGAAAUGCUGCAGGUCAUUCAUGUAAUACAUUCCCUAAAGUUGGAGAUGACUGGUUUAUCAAAGGAAAGCACUUCAUAUCAGACAUCCCUCUUUGGAAAAAUUUUACGGAAAAUAAGCUAGUUAUUCAAGUAAUUCACAGAACAUUAGCCUGUGGCGUAGGUUCCCUCUUCUUAUACAAUAUUGUGAAGUUAAUGGGCAUGAACCUGACAGGCAGGGCAAGAUUUUCUUUGCUCCUUCUAUCAGCAGUGGUCCUAGCUCAGAUCACUAUCGGGAUAAAAGUGGUCCACAACAGCGUACCUUUAGAACUUGGCUCUCUUCAUCAAGUUGGAGCAAUGACUCUUCUCACAGCGACUCUUUUCGCCUUACACUCUUGUAGAAGACUAGAUUUAAGGCACAUGAGGAACCUCUUCGGGAAGUUAAAAAUGGAGAACCCUGAGCUCUACAGAAACAUGAUGAAGAACGCUAAGUCAAGCACCCCUGAACAAGUUAUCAAGGACCUGAACAAAUAUAGAAGAUAA
Molecule: messenger RNA, 1302 nt
Organism: Moneuplotes crassus
Lineage: Eukaryota; Ciliophora; Spirotrichea; Euplotida; Euplotidae
Source: the annotation of a GenBank genome assembly